Molecule: messenger RNA, 1614 nt
Organism: Amphiprion ocellaris (clown anemonefish)
Lineage: Eukaryota; Metazoa; Chordata; Actinopteri; Pomacentridae
Gene: msrab
Product: methionine sulfoxide reductase Ab
Exons: 6
Coding region: 16-873 (285 amino acids)
Biological process (GO): cellular response to oxidative stress
Cellular component (GO): cytoplasm
Molecular function (GO): peptide-methionine (S)-S-oxide reductase activity
Source: RefSeq, a predicted model, not a curated record
UGAAUAUUCAUACUGAUGGCGUUUUUCGCCGCCGUCUCUCCUCCCUUUUCCUCCCCUCCUUCCCUUCCCCUUUCUUCCCUCGGUCCGUCCCCCCUCCUCCUGCGUAACGGCGCGCUCUUUACAUGGAGGCAUCCCGGAAGACUCGGCCGCAGUUGUUCACUCAAACACGUUUACGCACCGUUUGGCUGCUUGUGGUUCAUUGUGUCGCUCGCUGCCGCUGAUACAAUGUCAGCAAAGACCGAACUGCCGAGCAGAGAUCGAGCUAUGAAGGGACGAGAGGAGAAAAUGGUCGUGGCAGACAAGCAUGCAGUCAAUGGCAAACCCACAGUGGAGCCUUUUCCAGAAGGCAUGGAGACCAUCAUGUUUGGAAUGGGCUGUUUCUGGGGAGCUGAGAGGCUUUUCUGGCGGCUUUCGGGAGUCUUUUCCACACAGGUUGGCUACGCCGGUGGCUUCACACCCAACCCCACCUACCAUGAGGUCUGCACAGGUCUGACAGGCCACACUGAGGUAGUGAGGGUGGUCUUCUCCCCCCUAGACAUCAGCCUUGAGGAACUGCUGAAGUGUUUUUGGGAGAACCACGAUCCUACACAAGGUAUGAGGCAGCACAAUGAUAGGGGCACUCAGUACCGUUCAGCCAUUUACACAUCCAGCCCCGCUCAGCAGGAGUUUGCAUUGAAGACUAAAGUGGCCUUCCAGCAGGAGCUGGAUAAAAAAGGCUACGGUCCCAUCACCACUGAGAUUCUGGAGGGGCAGCAGUUUUACUAUGCAGAGGACUAUCACCAGCAGUACCUGAAGAAGGUACCAAAUGGCUACUGUGGCCUAAAAGGCACCGGAGCCUCUUGUCCCAUCGGAGCCGCGAAGGAUGAGUUAUGAAGGAUUUGUGGUGAGAAAAGAGAAGGAUCAGUUAAUGAGUGAAGAUUUUAAUUGGAAGUAUUUCAGUGUUUCAAACACUGGUUGAAAAACAAAAAAACAGAUAUAUAUAUAUAUAUAUAUAUAUAUAUAUAUAUAUAUAUAUGUGUGUGCAUUUCCAGUGUGUCUGUCACUGAUUGUAGCAUAGUGACAUAUUAGUCUAGUGACAAAAACAUAACCAAGUCUCAAAUAUCCUGUUCAAAGCUAUGCAGAACACUAUUCAUGUACAGAAAAGUAACUUUCUGUGAACAAAGCCUUUCAUACAUAAAAGUAACUCAAAGUGCUUUACAUGAAAUAUAAAAAUGCAAAUAUCAAAUAAGAUGAACGAGUAACUGUACAAUCACACCUUCAGAUAAGAAUGCAGCAACAGUCCACAUGGUGGCGACAUUUUUCAAAGAAAGCAAUGCAGCUCCUGCAGACUAUUUUCUGUUAUGUGACAUGAUGAAGCCAAGGAACCAUGUAAAAACUUAUUCUUGCACAGUGAACUGGAAGAAGAAUUUCCAAACCUAAAUGGUUUUCUAAUUCAGCGUCCUUUUCACAUCCAUUUUAAAGUCUUACAUGCAGAUUUUAAUACAUUCCGCAGCUUAGUAGACAAGAUUGAUUUUCAUGCAGUUUAACUAAUCAGAAUUAAUGUCAGCACUGUAAGAGCACACGGCUUUUGGUUUCCUAAUGUGUCAAUUUGGAAAUAAUAAAACCUUUUGUUUA